Molecule: messenger RNA, 549 nt
Organism: Dicrocoelium dendriticum
Lineage: Eukaryota; Metazoa; Platyhelminthes; Trematoda; Plagiorchiida; Dicrocoeliidae
Source: the annotation of a GenBank genome assembly
AUGGAUGGUGGCUUACCGAUCUUAUCACACACCGCCUACAUGUAUAUCUUGGCCGCCCUCAUCAUGUUGAAGAUAUACCAAACGCGCCAUCCGGAUGUCAAUGCAUCAGCACACUCGGCUUACAUGGUGAUAGCCGUUGUAAUCCUCCUGGGUGUCACUGGUGUGAUCUACGGGGGUCAUACAUUCUGGAUUGCAUUUACCAUUUUAUUCCUGUUGAUGAGCGUCCUGCUGACGGCUGAAGUAUACUACAUGGGACGCUGGAAUUGCGAAUUGUGUCUACCCGGCCGGUUAUAUGCCAUUAUUCAAUCCCAUGGCAUCCGCUGUCUUCGUCCGGCUUAUCUGGACCGCAUGAUCCUACUGCUUGUGGCAAACGUGGUGAAUUUCGCACUUGCGGGUUAUGGAGUCGUCGUUCAACCGAGAGAUUUUUCCUCGUUCCUCCUCUCGAUCUUCAUGAUCAACGUCUUGGUCUACACAUUGUUCUACAUCCUUAUGAAAGUAAGUUCAAAAUUUGCACAUCACAGUUACCUCUUCAUCGGAAUUGUCCGAUGA